GAAACAUUUUUUAUAAUGAGCAUGUGUUAUUUUGAUAUUGAAGAAUAAAAUAAAUAAAAUAUUUAAACCAGGGAAAACAAAAACUAAACCGAAAAAGAAGGCCAAAGGGCCACUCAAGUCUGGAGUGAAAGAUGGAAAGACCCCAGUAGUCACCCUGAGAGCCGAAGGACAGUGCUGAAAGUAUUACCACCAAUCUGAUGUUGAGUGCAGACUUACAGAUUAUCUACCUGGCUCUCAUGUAAAAUAUUUACAUGAAGAACCAGAAGAACCAGAAACCUGAGGCCUCUUGGAGAGGACUAUAGCAGAUGAGAAUUUCCCUGGUUAACAUGCAGCCAGAAAACUGAUUUUGGCUAGAGGACUUCAUCACAAAGCUCACCCCUUAUAGUGCUGAGCAUGAAGCUUAUCAAAUAAUUACGUUUCUUUGGUGCUUGAAUAGAGCUUCUUGGGAACUUAGCAAGAGCAAUUAGGUUUCUUUGUUGCUACAGUUAUAUUGGAAAGAAGACUUCUCUUCUGGUUCCAGGAAAUUCUCAGUGAAAAUCUCAAUCAGAACCUAUGAUAUGCUUCUUGGAACUGAGAAGAGAUUUUUGGUGAGCUAAAUUUAGCCCAUGAUACUCUACUCUAAUUUCAAACAGUUGAUAAUUCUACCAGAUUUCAUAGUAAAACAUCAGGAAGACAGGACUGAAAUGGAAAGAAGGGAUAACGCAAAGCACAUAGGCCAACAGAUAAGCCAGACCUGGGUUUGCCACUUUGAGUAACUGGGAAUUCAUUCUUAGAGUGGAAAACUAUGAUCACAUGUACAAGGAUGUCCAUGGCAGCAUUGUUUAUAAUUGAAAACAAUCAACCUAAAUAUCCAUCAGUAGGAGAACGGAUAAAUAAAGUGUGAUGUACUCAUGAUAUAGAAUACUUUAUGCAUAUAAAAAUAGAUAAAAAUGUGUGAGCUAGAACUACCAAGGAAAAUAAAUCAUAAAACAUUAAGCUGAGAAAAAUGCAAGUUGCUGAAGAAUGUGUAACACUUAUAUAGAAAUGUAAAACAUGCAAACCAAUACUAAGUAUCUUUUAUAGAUAUUUACAUAUGCAGUAAUAAUAUAGACCCAUGCCUAGGAAUGAUGAACACAAAAUUCAAGAUAUUGGUAACCUCUGAGGAAGGAGGGGAUUGAUUGUAGAGGAGUAUACAAGGAGGUUUUGACUCUAUGGAUGGUAUUUUAUUUGUGAAAAACAUCAGAAGCAAUUAUAGCACAAUGUUGGGAUUUUAUACAGCUAAGUGGUGCAUUUCUAAGUAUAGUGUUAUUCUCUGUACUGUCUAUUUGCAACAUUUCAUAAUAUAAAAGAAAGUACAUUCAAUCAAAAUUUUGUAUUCACAGUGUGCAGUAACAACCCUAGGGACAAAGAGUGGAUGGGGGUUCAACUUAAGUCUUGUGUUUUUAUCUCAACAAUGAAAAAUCUUGAACUAGUUAGGAUCUCCUUGUGAAAGAUUUAAAAUGUAAGAAAAUCUGGUAGGACUAAGAAGAGUCCACAUGUGGGAAAAAGUACAGUUGAAAGUUAAUAGGGAUAAAUCAUCUUUUCUAGCUUGGAGGAUUAUUGCAGAGGAAAAUUUCCCCAGGGUCCUGUACUCUCUCUUAUCCCCUGAAAUUACCACCAUUUCCUCUUUUGCCAAAUGUUCCUAUAAGAUGCAGAGGGGUCUGUCCCAACUACUCUUUGAUGAUAGCCAGGGGGGAUGACAAGGUGCUGAGGUGGAUAGCACCACAACUCAUUGAAGGCCAAAAAAAAAAAAAAAUCCCUCUGGGAGGAGUGAGGUCGGUGUCACAGAAACAACAAGGACUGUGGAUUCACAGAUGGAUGAGGUUGGGCAAGUCACACAACCUCCAUGAGUCUCACUUUCCUCAUCAGUUUGUUGUGAGAAAUAAAUGAAAUAAUGAGUAUAAAAUGCCUGAUAGGUAGACUGCAUUGAGAGAAACAGGAGUUCCCUUCCAUUCCCCUGGGAGGAAAAGGGAAUAGACAGACUCUUGGGGCAAUUAAUGCUUUAAAGGAGAAAUAAAGACAGAAUGAUAUUUCUUGGAUACUCUGGCUAAGUAGCUAUUUGAACUAUGACUGACUGGGUAUUUCUAACUAGCAUCUCCUGGACUCUUCCCAAUCAUAGGCAGGCUGUGUAGUCUUCUGAACAUUGCUCUGGUGUUGUUUAUAAUAGUGUUUACCUCAGCCUGAGCGAUAAUAGGACCAAAGGUGGUUUAGUGUACCCAUCCUGUAGGAGCUUUUCAUAUUAGUUCUUUAGGAUAGUGCAGUUUGUAAGAUGGCUGAACUCUUACUAACAAGCACCCACUUUUUGAAUUCUGCUGCUCCAUAGGGAGCUGGGAGGCUGCAAAAGGUGUCCACGUGAAAAUCCUUGCAUUUGUAGUUUAAUAAAGAGAACAUAAUACUGGAAUUCUGAAUUUUAAAUGAAGAGCUCUGUGUCUUUCUUUUACUUUUCCUCCUCUUUCUUUAUAUGAACAGCAGUAUGUAUGUGUGCUUGCGUGUAAUAUUCAUGUCACUUCCGGUUUCCACCCCCACCCCCACUCCCUGAGUGAACUGGAGGGUCAGCCCUCACUGUGCAUCUUUUGUGGUCAAAUUGUCAGCUUCAGAAAUAGUUAGAAAAAAAAAAGUUAGAACCUUCCACAAUAAGUACCUAAAGAAGCAACAUUCAGGAAGACAUAAAGGACAGAUGCACCUUCUUUCACAUUAUUGGUGGAUGGAUCAGUGAUGACUAAGGAAGAACUCCCACAUUUUCAGGCUGUGUGUGCAGGGACUGGAUCACAAGGAAUAGGAGGAAAUCUGCCAAAGAGGGUGCAGCUAGCCCUUGGAAAUCCUGGUAAUCCUUUAGGUCAAUGAUCUAGAGGUAGAGGCCAUUUCACCCCUUGCUUGAAGGGGUGAUGGCUAGUGAGAAGCUUGCUUACUUCCUCAUACUUAGACCAGCACUAAACCCUAACCAAACACAGACAUUCGAAAGAGAAGAAGGCUUCCUCUUGUACAAAUUGGAUUUGUUCUGAAAAGAAAAAGAGCAGAGGCAGCUUCCAGAAGGACCUAUCUCAUAGGAAGUAAGAGCAGACGCCAAGACUGAAGUGGAUGGAUGCCAGGUCAGAGCAGGGAAUGUGUCCAUCAAGAGCUUGCAACAAAGCUAAAGGUAAAAUGAUGGGUGUGCUUUACUCAGCUAAAAGAAGCAAAAUUGGCUGCAGUUUGUUGGGGUGCUUCUGAUCCAAUUUACUGGUCAUGCUGCUCACUUUCUUUUAUUUUAUCUUCUGUAAUUCGAAUCUUUUUGAUUGUGAAAAGGUACUUAAUUGGAAUUCACCAUGGAAAAAAAAGUAAUAUUGUUACAAGGAUCUUGAUGACUGACAAUUCUUGAGAAUAUAGUAUUAUUACUGGGCUACCGCUACUUCUGGGAAAGUGAAUAGUUUUAAUGUUGAAGGAAAUUUCUGUGGGCUUUGAGCUGAAUCUGUGUUAAAGAGGACUCUGGUUGUAAACUUUGUCACUCCUGUGAGAGACCAUGUAAACCAGGGAGUCAGGGAGCUGUGUGACAUGAUAUGGGAAAAAGUUUGCUCCUUUGCCUAAUUUUUCUCAAAAGAUCAUUUAUAAACCAUUGAAUUGUGAACCAUUCACAAUUUAUAAACAAUUGAAUUAUGAACCAUUGAAUUAGUCUGCCACCAAAAGACAGUAGCAUUGACAUGGUGGAUAAGUGAUCAUUCUGAACAUCUGUGGUGUUCCUUUAACCUAUUUUUGUGUCCCCAGUAUGAUAAUAGAACCUUCUCCACCACAGGAAAGAGCAGAACAAUGGUGUGGAUAGCCUCAGGCUUUGAUAAAAACCACUCCCUUGCUCUCCUGAUGUGAGCAAUAAUCUGUGCUUCACAGGUAUAAAAAAAUGCUGACUUUAUUUUGCAUCCAUAGUGCCACCAAAAUCAUUAAGGACUUUAAUUUUUUAAAAUGCCACCCCCCUUAAGGAAAAAACCCACCUGUAACAAAUUUGAGAGGGGUUGGUGAUUUUUUCAGCACUUAUUUGUGCUCUGUUUUGUGGCAGUAUUUAUAGUUUCACUUUAUCUGUCUAAGGAAGGUAUGGAAUUAGUAGUAUACAAUUGUGCAUAAACCAAGCAAAUAACUUAUAUAAAAACGUGUUUUGUGCAAAUAAAAAAAUGGUGACUUUUUGUAACUGUCUUUGCAUUUCCAUACUUCAGUUACCUAAACUGAAUCUUUCUGGAGUAUUAUAAGUUUGGAGAGGGUGAAAUAAGUUACUUUUCAUAAACAGAGAUGGCAUCCAUAAGACUAAGUUGCAUCACUUUUGUAUGACACUGUCUAAAAGAACCAAUCUAAGAAAAAAAAAGGAGGGAGGAAAAACCAAAAAACAAAAACAACUUCCUCCCCAGAAAUUGGUUUUCAAUUUUAGAACAAAGAUUCUAUCCUUUGUAGCUCAGCCAGUGGCUGAUGGACAAAAUCAGUUGGGCGGCAGUUAGUACAUGUCCAUACCUGCAGGUGCAGCCUCCAUAUCCUUAUUAGACCCCUCGGUUACAGACCCCAGUGGGACAGUGUUUGAAAAAAUUACAUUCGCUGUCUAGGAAACUGGGAACUGAAAGUCCAAUAUCUGCCUCAGUGGAGUUCUGGCACCUGCAUUAUCCCUUCUGGGAAUAUCAGUCAACAGCUGCACAGAGGCUUUUGCUGUUAACAGAUAUCAUAAAAGGGUGGUUAGUAUAAAGCUGCCUCUAGACAUUACCAAGCACACAAGUACAUGUCAUUUGACAUCCAGAGCAUUCCAUUGCCUUAUACAAAAAGCCAGUGUAUGUGAACUCACAACGUCGAACCAGUCCUCCAGUUCAAUGUGCAUUCAUUAAACCUGAAAACUGACAGAGGUGGGAGCUGUGGAAGGAAGAUGUCAAGGUAGGAAGAAGGAUCUUUGUUAGCUUUGCACAUUUCUGUUCCAUUUGAAACUAGAUGGCCAGGCUGAGGGGAAACCAGGAAGGAUGAGGAUUAAAGAUCUGGGUCCUCAAGAACUUUCAUUAUCAACAGCACACAAGUGAGUUUCAGAAAGAAGAAGCGAUGGCUACAGUGAUACUGGAGAGCAUCUUUCUCAAGCGAUCCCAACAGAAAAAGAAAACAUCACCUUUAAACUUCAAGAAGCGCCUCUUUCUCUUGACUGUGAAUAAACUUUCCUAUUAUGAGUAUGACUUUGAACGUGGGAGAAGAGGCAGUAAGAAGGGUUCAAUAGAUGUUGAGAAGAUCACCUGCGUUGAAACAGUGGUUCCUGAAAAAAAUCCUCCCCCUGAAAGACAGAUUCCGAGAAGGGGUGAAGAAUCCAGUGAAAUGGAACAGAUUUCAAUCAUUGAAAGGUUCCCUUAUCCCUUCCAGGUUGUAUAUGAUGAAGGGCCUCUUUAUGUCUUCUCCCCAACUGAAGAACUGAGGAAGCGUUGGAUUCAUCAGCUCAAAAAUGUAAUCCGGUACAACAGUGAUCUGGCACAGAAAUACCAUCCUUGCUUCUGGAUCGAUGGGCAGUAUCUCUGCUGCUCUCAGACAGCCAAAAAUGCUAUGGGCUGCCAAAUUUUGGAGAAUAGGAAUGGAAGUUUAAAACCUGGGAGUUCUCACCGAAAGACGAAAAAGCCCCUUCCUCCCACACCUGAGGAGGACCAGAUCUUGAAAAAGCCUCUGCCCCCUGAGCCAACAGCAGCACCUCCCUCUACAAGUGAGCUGAAAAAGGUUGUAGCCCUUUAUGAUUAUAUGCCAAUGAAUGCAAAUGAUCUACAGCUACGAAAGGGUGAUGAGUAUUUUAUCCUGGAGGAGAGCAACUUACCCUGGUGGAGAGCGCGGGAUAAAAAUGGGCAGGAAGGCUACAUCCCUAGUAACUAUGUCACCGAAGCAGAAGACUCCAUAGAAAUGUAUGAGUGGUAUUCUAAACACAUGACUCGGAGUCAAGCUGAGCAACUGCUAAAGCAAGAGGGGAAAGAAGGAGGUUUCAUUGUCAGAGACUCCAGCAAAGCAGGAAAAUAUACUGUGUCUGUGUUUGCUAAAUCUACAGGGGACUCUCAAGGGGUGAUACGCCAUUAUGUUGUGUGUUCCACACCUCAGAGCCAGUAUUACCUGGCUGAGAAGCACCUUUUCAGCACCAUCCCUGAACUCAUUAACUACCAUCAGCAUAACUCUGCAGGACUCAUAUCUAGGCUCAAAUAUCCAGUGUCUCAACAAAACAAGAAUGCACCUUCCACUGCAGGCCUGGGCUACGGAUCAUGGGAAAUCGAUCCAAAGGACCUGACCUUCUUAAAGGAGCUGGGGACUGGACAAUUUGGGGUAGUGAAAUAUGGGAAAUGGAGAGGCCAGUAUGAUGUGGCCAUCAAGAUGAUCAAAGAAGGCUCCAUGUCCGAGGAUGAGUUCAUUGAAGAAGCCAAAGUCAUGAUGAAUCUUUCCCAUGAGAAGCUGGUACAGUUGUAUGGCGUCUGUACCAAGCAGCGCCCCAUCUUCAUCAUCACUGAGUACAUGGCCAAUGGCUGCCUCCUGAACUACCUGAGGGAAAUGCGCCACCGCCUCCAGACUCAGCAGCUGCUGGAGAUGUGCAAGGAUGUCUGUGAAGCCAUGGAAUACCUGGAGUCAAAGCAAUUUCUUCACCGAGACCUGGCAGCCCGAAACUGUUUGGUAAAUGAUCAAGGAGUUGUUAAAGUAUCUGACUUCGGCCUGUCCAGGUAUGUCCUGGAUGAUGAAUACACAAGCUCAGUAGGCUCCAAAUUUCCAGUCCGGUGGUCUCCACCAGAAGUCCUUAUGUAUAGCAAGUUCAGCAGCAAAUCUGACAUUUGGGCUUUUGGGGUUUUGAUGUGGGAAAUUUACUCUCUGGGGAAGAUGCCAUAUGAAAGAUUUACUAACAGUGAAACAGCUGAACACAUUGCCCAAGGUCUACGUCUCUAUAGGCCUCAUCUAGCUUCAGAGAGGGUAUAUAGCAUCAUGUACAGCUGCUGGCAUGAGAAAGCAGAGGAACGUCCUACUUUCAAAAUUCUUCUGAGCAACAUCCUAGAUGUCAUGGAUGAAGAAUCCUGAGCUCACCAAUAAGCUUCUUGGUUCUACCCCUCUCCUCCACAAGCCCCAAUUUCAUUUCUGAGGAAAUCCCAGGUUUACAGGCACUGGGUCCUUUGUGCUCUUGCUGAAUACACAAAGGCCCCUCUCUACAUCUAGGAAUGACUCUUUUCUAUGAUUCUCUGGGAUAGUACCUUCUGAGCAAAAGCCAAGGAAUUCUUGUGCCUGGUAUUGUUCUCAGAGAAAAUAAUUUCCAGGAGUAUUAAGACAGGACUGAAUUUGGGAUGGAAAGUUUGGAGGAGGGAGGGAUGUAAAUAGCCUGAAAAGGGAUCCAACAGCUCUUUGGGUAGGCAUUAGAGCUUGGGGGGCGGGAGGCAGAAUUUGGCAAGAAUAAAAUGGUGUCAUAAAAAUGGGAGGGCAGGGUGUUUUGAUAAAAUAAAAUUACUGGAAAGCA
Messenger RNA from Prionailurus viverrinus (fishing cat), 7462 nucleotides. It is a transcript of the gene BTK, whose product is annotated as Bruton tyrosine kinase. The record is from RefSeq and is a predicted model, not a curated record. Bases 5053 to 7032 code for a protein of 659 amino acids. Gene Ontology annotation, biological process: B cell receptor signaling pathway; adaptive immune response; peptidyl-tyrosine autophosphorylation. Gene Ontology annotation, molecular function: ATP binding; non-membrane spanning protein tyrosine kinase activity; protein binding. The transcript is spliced from 18 exons. Lineage: Eukaryota; Metazoa; Chordata; Mammalia; Carnivora; Felidae.